Argiope bruennichi is the source of this 819-nucleotide messenger RNA. RefSeq lists its product as uncharacterized. NCBI's taxonomy places the organism in Eukaryota, Metazoa, Arthropoda, Arachnida, Araneae, Araneidae. The transcript has a single exon. The record is from RefSeq and is a predicted model, not a curated record. Gene Ontology annotation, molecular function: zinc ion binding; nucleic acid binding. The coding region runs from base 1 to 819 and encodes 272 amino acids.
AUGGCUCGUCCUAUAAAGGGUCCCUUCAGUGGGCAACAUAAGAUUCGACCAACUUCUGAAAAACAAAAUGAUACGUAUUUUAUUAUUAAAAGAAUCUCAGACACUGAAGAAACAUUCCAUACUGUUUCACCUUUCCUCGUUCAGAAGGCUAUCAGCGCUACAGUUGGCGAAGUGACGUCUAUAAGGAAGCUUCGAUCUGAUGAUUUGCUAGUCGAGGUAAAUUCACGACAGCAAGACCAGCAAAUUUUAAAAAUUAAAGCAAUAGCCACAAUUAAAAUUAGCGUAAGCCCUCACGAAACUUUGAAUCAUUCCAAAGGAGUAAUAACUUGUGGAGAAUUGUUGAAUGUUCCACUAGAAGAAAUAACUUUUGAACUAAAAAACCAGGGAGUAACGCACGUAAGCCGAAUCAAUAUACGGCGGGAUGGACAACUCCUGGGAACAAAGCAUCAUAUUCUCACAUUUCAUUCUCCAAAGUUGCCUGAAUUCAUUUAUGCCGGAUACAUUAAACUACCCGUUCGUCCCUACAUUCCAAAUCCUUUGAGGUGCUUUAAGUGCCAGAGAUUUGGACACUCUCAAACUAACUGCCGCGGGACGCUCACUUGUGCCCGUUGCGCAGAAAAGGGUGAUAGCAAACAAUGCACAGCACAAGAGGGGUGUGAAAAUUGCAAUGGCAACCAUACUGCCUAUUCCCGGUUAUAUCAACGCUGGCAACUCGAAAAAGAAAUCACUGCAGUAAAAGUUAAAGAACAGAUAUCUUACCCCGAAGCACGACGAAAAGUUUUAGAAAAACAACAGUUGGAAUUAGCCACGCUUCUGUAG